Molecule: messenger RNA, 2186 nt
Organism: Rosa chinensis
Lineage: Eukaryota; Viridiplantae; Streptophyta; Magnoliopsida; Rosales; Rosaceae
Exons: 6
Coding region: 150-1166 (338 amino acids)
Molecular function (GO): RNA binding
Source: RefSeq, a predicted model, not a curated record
CCUCCCGUUGGAACCUCAAAAAAUAUAUAUAUAUAGAGAAAUUGUAAACACAUUAACCUAGACGGGUUUCGGAUCCUGGAUCCGCCAUUGCAAGUGAGCUGUUGGUUGCUCCGGAAAGAUAGACUCUUGCUGUGGCUGGAUUUUCAAGGAUGGGCAUCGCAGGAGGAACAAGGAAUUCGUUGCUCCACUUCUGUUGUUUGGCCAAAAAUGUGUUAGGCCUCUCUCUGCCAACCAUAGGCUCUCUUCCUUGUCACAUGUGUAUACAAAGGCAAAGCUACCGGGUUAUGGCAUCUUUCAUACUCCCAGUAGAUUCUGCAUUGCUGGGCCGAUCAAAUAUGUAUCAGUAUCAAACUCUUCUCAGAAAUUUGCCACCCACCAGAUGCAUGAGUAGGACUUCGUUUGAGCUCAACACAGACAAUGGUGUUGUGCGGUUUUCAAUUGGUAAGCCACUUGAUGAAACUAGUUCCUUGACACAAGGGAAGAAGGUGGCCAAACAAGUUAAAAUGUCCAAGAAGGCCAAACUGAAUGAACUACGAUUUUAUCGUCUAAAGGCCAAAAAGAAGAUCAAUUCUCCAAAUCCGGAAGUUAGGAUUAGAUACAAACUUGAAAAGGCAAAACGAAAGGAAGCAUGGUUGAUUGAGAAGUUGAGAAAAUUCCAGGUUCACAAAGCUUCUGCUGAAACACAUGAUCCUGAAAUUUUAACUGAAGAAGAAAAGCAUUAUCUUAAGCGAACUGGUGAGAAAAAGAAGAACUAUGUGCCAGUUGGAAGGCGGGGAGUAUUUGGAGGGGUUGUUUUGAAUAUGCAUCUGCAUUGGAAGAAGCAUGAGACAGUAAAGAUUAUAUGCAAACCUUGUAAGCCAGGACAGGUUCAUGAAUAUGCUGAUGAGCUAGCUCGGCUGAGCAAAGGCAUAGUGAUUGACAUCAAAUCUAAUAAUAGUAUAAUUUUCUAUCGGGGGAAGAACUAUGUGCAGCCGGAAGUAAUGUCACCACCAGAUACACUGUCCAAAAAUAAGGCGCUCGAAAAAUAUAGGUAUGAGCAGUCCCUUGAACAUACAAGUCAGUUUAUUGAAAAAUUGGAGAAAGAACUAGAGGAAUAUCACCAGCAUCUUGCUCGGUUUAAGAAAGUAAAAGAGGAUACGACGCAAGAUUGUUUGAUCUAUAGAUGAUUGCCCUGGGAAGUGAUAGGUAUGAGCAGUUCAUUAAACAUACAUAUCAGUACAGUGACAGGUGAAAGAUUAGAAGAGCAGACAAUCAACGGAAGAUCCUUUGAUAAACCAUAAAUUUCACAUUGCUUCAGAAUGUGCUAACACUCAGAAGAAACAGAGGAAUGAAAGAGGCAAUGAUUGCCACUUGGAUUGAUAGUGACACUGCCUCUGAAAGCGAUUAAGAGGCCUUGUCGGGAAGGAUCAUAUGAGUACCAGCUGGAAAAGAUCUUACUUUUCGGCGAUUUUUUUUUUUUUUUUUGUGGGACCUUCUCAGUAGAUCAUAAAUGAUAACAUUAGAGACCCUCGUAUAUUAAAGUGAAACCAAGGGAUUUCUCUUUAGUCAUUUGACAUCCCACAAAUAGUAGCAAGAGCAGCAGUAAAAUUGGGAUCCAAAUUAGGAGAACACAACAUCCUUGAUUUCUCAAAACUGACUUUCUGAUCUGAGGCUUUGCAAAAGAUGCCUACAGCUUUCCUCAUAAGAUGAGCUUGAUUUUUAGUUGCUUUUCCAAAGAGGAUGAGGUCAUUGGAAAAAAAUAGGUGGGAUAUUGCUGGACCAUCUCUUGACACUUUGACAGGCUUCCACUGAUAGUAAGCAUAAAAUGAGAGAUAAUGUGGGAGUUCUUCAUGCAAAGAAUAAUAAAGGGGACAAAGGGUCACCCUGCAUGAUUCCACACACUGGAGUGAAAGAGUCGGUCAUCUCAAUAGCUCUGUACCUGAUUCACCACCCCGGAGUAAUACACUGCUUGAUAAGGCUAAGAAGACAGCCUCUUAAACCCAUUUUCCCAGAGCAUAUCUCUUUGAUAUGGUGUAUGAUAUGCAUUUUUAGAAGAAAUACAUGCAAAGUGGUUUUCAGUGCUUCGCUGCAAACAUUUUCGGUAUAAAAGUUGUACUUGAAAGUUUAUUACCUUGGACAUUUUAAUGCUUGCAUGCGUCUAUCCGGCUUUCAGAACUUUGAAGAUAGCUGAUACCCUAUUUUUUUAA